Messenger RNA from Ricinus communis (castor bean), 2488 nucleotides. RefSeq lists its product as uncharacterized. Lineage: Eukaryota; Viridiplantae; Streptophyta; Magnoliopsida; Malpighiales; Euphorbiaceae. The coding region runs from base 251 to 2197 and encodes 648 amino acids. The record is from RefSeq and is a predicted model, not a curated record. The transcript is spliced from 5 exons.
UGCUCUGUCUGGUCUACGUUAACAUUUGCUUAAAACAGUUCACAGAAUUAAUAAAACUUGCACGGCCGACAUUUUGGACAACCACAUAAUCCAUUGGAAAGGAACUCUCUUUGUUCUUGCUAAUUAGUAAGCAGUAACUCUUUUAAAUACCCCUAGAUCUCACUCAAACAUUAAUUAUUCAUCACCAUCUUCAUCUUCUUCUUCUUCUUUCUACUUGCACCAAUUUUUUUAAUUCCACUUACCGUAGAAAAUGGAGCUGGAGCAACCCAUUUCAAGAGAGACCUCUGGUACUGUCCAUGAGAUAAACUCAACCAGCAUCAGAAAUGGUCCUUCAAGAUCAACUAACUCAACAAGAACAGUCAGUUCUGCAUUAUCCAGUGAUCUUUGCAAUCGAUCCGAGUCGUUCCGGACGCUCGACAUAGGUGUGCCAAAGAGCAUUUCGUCUGAGAGAAGACUCGCUUGGUUGCGCUCUCAGAUCAUAGGGGACGAUGUAGAGUUUGAAUCUCCCUUUGGCAAACGAAGACUAACUUAUGCUGACCAUACUGCCUCUGGCCGCUCUCUUCAUUAUAUCGAGAAUUUUAUCAUUAACAAUGUUCUUCCCUUUUAUGGGAAUACUCACACAUGUGACAGUUAUGUGGGACAUAGAACAACAAAAAUGGUACAUGAAGCAACACAAUACAUAAAGAGAAGCUUAGGUGGUGGAGAAGAAGAUGCAAUCAUUUUCUGCGGCUCUGGCACAACGGCAGCUAUUAAACGUUUACAAGAGGUAAUGGGGAUUGCAGUGCCAUCAAUUAUGAGAGAUAGGAUAAUUAAAUGCCUGAGCAAUGAAGAGAGAUGGGUAGUCUUUGUUGGACCCUAUGAACACCAUUCCAACCUUCUUUCCUGGCGACAAAGCUUAGCUGAAGUGGUAGAGAUUGGAUUAAAUGACAGUGGGUUAAUAGACAUCGAAGCUCUUGAAAAGCUUCUUGAUUCGUAUCGGAAAGCCAAUCGCCCGAUUUUGGGAUCAUUUUCGGCUUCUAGUAAUGUUACUGGUAUUUUUUCUAAAACAAGAGGACUUGCUCAGCUUCUUCACCGAUAUGGAGGGUUUGUCUGUUUUGAUUUUGCAGCCAGUGGACCAUAUGUAGAGAUCGACAUGAGAUAUGGGGAGGUUGAUGGGUAUGAUGCAAUUUUCCUAAGCCCACAUAAGUUUCUCGGAGGGCCAGGAUCGCCUGGAAUACUUUUGAUGAGCAAAGCCCUUUAUCAGCUGAAAUAUUCUCCCCCAUCAACUUGUGGCGGCGGAACUGUUUGUUAUGUUAAUGGCUUCAAUGACAAGGACACAUUAUAUUUGGAUGACAUAGAGGAGAGGGAAAAUGGUGGAACACCACAGAUAAUCCAAACAAUUAGAGCGGCAUUGGCAUUCUGGGUUAAAGAGUACAUAGGCUACAAUGUGAUUGAAGAACAAGAGAAGAAUUACAUAUCAAAAGCAUUAGAAAGAGUCAAGUCGAACAAAAACAUAUGGAUUUUGGGAAACACAAGUGCCGAAAGACAAGCUAUAUUAUCAUUCCUCAUAUAUUCUACCACAAAUUCUUCUUCUUCUUCUUCUAAAGAUGAGAGUAGCAGUAGCAGUAGUGAGUAUAGAGAUGGAAAAGUAGAUGAUCUUUACAUGUGGGCAGAAACAGGGAACAAGAGAGAUAAGCCUCUUCAUGGAGCAUUUGUUGCAAGUUUGCUUAAUGACUUGUUUGGUAUCCAAUCUAGAGGUGGAUGUGCUUGUGCUGGACCUUAUGGUCAUGUUUUGCUUGAUAUCAGUGAGGCUAACUCCCUUGCUUUAAGAUCUGCCAUACACCAGGGAUACAUGGGAGCAAAGCCAGGAUGGACAAGAAUUAGCUUUCCAUACUACAUGUCCAACCAAGAAUUUGAAUUUAUAAUGGCAGCAGUGGAAUUUGUAGCCAUUUACGGCCAACGUUUUCUACCAUUGUAUGGCUUCAAUUUUAAAACUGGAACUUGGUAUUUCAAGAAAAAGGCAUUUAAGGACUUGUUAGUAGGAAAAGAGAACAAGUGCAAUACCUUUCCCAUGGCAGCUGUUGGUGGAGAGAUUAUAAAUAAGUAUGCUUCUUAUUUGGAAAUUGCCAAACACAUUGCUAAUUUGCUUCCUAAGUUCCCUUCUUCACGUAAACUUCCUGAAGACCUAGAUUAUAAUCUUUUGUAUUUUCGAGUGUAGCUAGUCAGACCAUUACCUCUUGACUUUUUGGCAAAAGAUAGGGUCCUUUUCCUUUUCCAUUAUUGUUAAGAGGAUCAUAUAUAUAUAUAUAUAUAUAUAUAUAUAUAUAUAUAUAUAUAUAUAUAUAAAAUCUCUCACAACCCAUUUUUUACAGUUUAGGCUGUUGGCACUUCGCUCACCGCUACUACAUGAAUCAUUUUUUUUUCUCUAGUUAUUAAGAUGUUUCAGUUUGCCAGAUUGUCUCUUGCCUGCCCAUGAAUUUAGCAGCAGUUUGAAAGGUUGACCUAUUUG